This is a messenger RNA of Eptesicus fuscus (big brown bat), 2967 nucleotides long. It is a transcript of the gene KCNH5, whose product is annotated as potassium voltage-gated channel subfamily H member 5. Gene Ontology annotation, biological process: potassium ion transmembrane transport; regulation of membrane potential. Gene Ontology annotation, cellular component: membrane. The transcript is spliced from 11 exons. The record is from RefSeq and is a predicted model, not a curated record. Bases 1 to 2967 code for a protein of 988 amino acids. NCBI's taxonomy places the organism in Eukaryota, Metazoa, Chordata, Mammalia, Chiroptera, Vespertilionidae. Gene Ontology annotation, molecular function: voltage-gated potassium channel activity.
AUGCCGGGGGGCAAGAGAGGGCUGGUGGCACCGCAGAACACAUUUUUGGAGAACAUCGUCAGACGCUCCAGUGAAUCGAGUUUCUUACUGGGAAAUGCCCAGAUUGUGGAUUGGCCUGUAGUGUACAGUAAUGACGGUUUUUGCAAACUCUCUGGGUAUCAUCGAGCUGACGUCAUGCAGAAAAGCAGCACUUGCAGUUUUAUGUACGGGGAAUUGACUGACAAGAAGACCAUUGAGAAAGUCAGGCAGACUUUUGACAACUACGAGUCAAACUGCUUUGAAGUUCUUCUGUACAAGAAAAACAGAACUCCUGUUUGGUUUUAUAUGCAAAUUGCACCAAUAAGAAAUGAACAUGAAAAGGUGGUCUUGUUUCUAUGCACUUUCAAGGAUAUUACAUUGUUCAAACAGCCAAUAGAGGAUGAUUCAACAAAAGGUUGGACCAAAUUUGCCCGAUUGACACGGGCUUUGACAAAUAGCCGAAGUGUUUUGCAGCAGCUCACGCCAAUGAAUAAAACAGAGGUGGUCCACAAGCAUUCAAGAUUAGCUGAAGUUCUUCAGCUGGGAUCAGAUAUCCUUCCUCAGUAUAAGCAAGAAGCGCCAAAGACGCCACCACACAUUAUUUUACACUAUUGUGCUUUUAAAACUACUUGGGAUUGGGUGAUUUUAAUUCUUACCUUCUACACCGCCAUUAUGGUUCCUUAUAAUGUUUCCUUCAAAACGAAGCAGAACAACAUAGCCUGGUUGGUGCUGGACAGUGUGGUGGACGUUAUUUUUUUGGUUGAUAUUGUUUUAAAUUUUCACACGACCUUUGUGGGACCUGGUGGAGAGGUCAUUUCUGACCCCAAGCUGAUAAGGAUGAACUACUUAAAAACUUGGUUUGUGAUCGAUCUGUUGUCUUGUUUACCUUAUGACAUCAUCAAUGCCUUUGAAAAUGUGGAUGAGGGAAUCAGCAGUCUCUUCAGUUCUUUAAAAGUGGUGCGUCUCUUGCGACUGGGCCGGGUUGCUAGAAAAUUGGACCAUUACCUGGAGUACGGAGCAGCAGUCCUCGUGCUCCUGGUAUGUGUGUUUGGACUAGUUGCCCACUGGCUGGCCUGCAUAUGGUACAGCAUUGGGGACUACGAGGUCAUCGAUGAAGUCACGAACACCAUCCAAAUAGACAGUUGGCUCUACCAGCUGGCCUUGAGCAUUGGGACUCCAUAUCGAUACAAUAGCAGCGCAGGGAUAUGGGAAGGAGGACCCAGCAAGGAUUCACUGUACGUGUCCUCUCUCUACUUUACCAUGACAAGCCUUACAACCAUAGGAUUUGGAAACAUAGCUCCUACCACAGAUGUGGAGAAGAUGUUUUCGGUGGCCAUGAUGAUGGUUGGCUCUCUUCUUUAUGCAACUAUUUUUGGAAAUGUUACCACAAUUUUCCAGCAAAUGUAUGCCAACACCAACCGAUACCAUGAGAUGCUGAAUAAUGUACGGGACUUUCUGAAACUUUAUCAGGUCCCCAAAGGCCUUAGUGAACGAGUCAUGGAUUAUAUUGUCUCCACGUGGUCCAUGUCAAAAGGCAUCGACACAGAGAAGGUUCUCUCCAUCUGCCCGAAGGACAUGAGAGCUGAUAUCUGUGUUCACCUAAACCGGAAGGUGUUCAAUGAACACCCUGCCUUUCGGUUGGCCAGCGAUGGGUGCCUGCGCGCCUUGGCGGUGGAAUUCCAGACGAUUCACUGCGCGCCCGGGGACCUCAUCUACCACGCCGGGGAAAGCGUGGAUGCCCUCUGCUUUGUGGUCUCAGGAUCCCUGGAAGUCAUCCAGGAUGAUGAGGUGGUGGCUAUUUUAGGGAAAGGUGAUGUAUUUGGAGACAUCUUCUGGAAGGAAACCACCCUCGCUCACGCGUGUGCCAAUGUCCGGGCGCUGACAUACUGUGACCUCCACAUCAUCAAGCGAGAAGCCUUGCUCAAAGUCCUGGACUUUUACACGGCGUUUGCAAACUCAUUCUCAAGGAAUCUCACUCUUACUUGCAAUCUAAGGAAACGGAUCAUCUUCCGUAAAAUCAGUGAUGUGAAGAAGGAGGAGGAGGAGCGCCUCCGGCAGAAGAAUGAAGUCACGCUCAGCAUCCCCGUGGAUCACCCGGUCAGAAAGCUCUUCCAGAAGUUCAAGCAGCAGAAGGAGCUGCGGAAUCAGGGCUCCUCGCAGAGCGACCCCGAGCGGAACCAGCUCCAGGUAGAGAGCCGCUCCUUACAGAAUGGAGCCUCCAUCACCGGCACCAGCGUGGUCACGGUGUCACAGAUCACACCCAUUCAGACAUCCCUGGCCUUCGUGAGAACAAGCGAGUCCCUCAAGCAGAACAACCGCGAGGCCAUGGAGCUCAAGCCCAAUGGCGGUGCUGACCCCAAAUGUCUCAAAGUCAACAGCCCCAUAAGAAUGAAGAACGGAAAUGGGAAAGGGUGGCUCCGACUCAAGAAUAAUAUGGGAGCCCAUGAGGAGAAAAAGGAAGACUGGAAUAAUGUCACGAAAGCCGAGUCUAUGGGGCUGUUGUCAGAGGACCCCAAGGGCAGCGACUCAGAGAACAGCGUGACCAAAAAUCCGUUAAGGAAGACAGAUUCUUGUGACAGUGGGAUUACAAAAAGUGACCUUCGUUUGGAUAAGGCUGGUGAGGUGCGAAGUCCGCUGGAGCACAGCCCCAUUCAGGCUGAUGCCAAGCAUCCCUUUUACCCCAUCCCCGAGCAAGCCUUACAGACCACGCUGCAGGAAGUCAAACACGAGCUCAAGGAGGACAUUCAGCUGCUGAGUUGCAGAAUGACUGCCCUGGAGAAGCAGGUGGCAGAAAUUUUAAAAAUACUCUCAGAAAAAAGUGUGCCCCAGACCUCUUCUCCGGAAUCCCAAACGCCACUCCAAGUACCUCCCCAAAUACCAUGUCAGGAUAUUUUUAGUGUUUCCAGGCCUGAGUCACCUGAAUCUGAUAAAGGUGAAAUCCACUUUUAA